Parastagonospora nodorum SN15 is the source of this 282-nucleotide messenger RNA. RefSeq lists its product as hypothetical. NCBI's taxonomy places the organism in Eukaryota, Fungi, Ascomycota, Dothideomycetes, Pleosporales, Phaeosphaeriaceae. The transcript has 3 exons. The coding region runs from base 1 to 282 and encodes 93 amino acids. The record is from RefSeq and is a predicted model, not a curated record.
AUGGCAGAUAAGAAAGAAGUGAAGAUCAGUCACAUCAAGAGCCCUGGUCUCAAUGUAAGGAGCCCACAGGAAGACGCUGUCGUCUCAUCGUGGCAGAACUUCCACAGCUCAGCCCUAGACAUUGAUAAUAUCAGGGAAGAGAUAACACACUUAUCAUUCGUCGGGUGUAUUGAGAAGGUUGUAAGGGCUGAUCCAUCCUUCACAUUCGUCCUCGCCGUCCAGCCAAACUCCAUCAACCCGACCUACUCUGCUACAGGAAGUAAUCACCCGGACAGUCUUUAA